AUGGUCGGAUAUCAAAAUCCGUCUUCACCAAAUUUAAUCCCUUUAGAAAAUCUGCAUGCCGUGUCUUUAAAUAUCAGCUCAGCUUUAAGUCCUUUAAAUACCUUGAUAUCAGAUCUACCACCUUUCCCACAAUCGAUUGCCCCGGCUGUUGUCAAUAACGGACAAACACCUAUGCUAUCACUAGCAAAACCCUAUCGUAAAGCAUGUAACGAAGUUUUUGUACCACUCACGAUGACGAUACGGACUACAGCAACUGUCCCUCAAUCAAGACAGUUGUGUAUUCAUUUCAGUCGUCUCCAGCGCCUCUUAUUCGAUGUAGAGGUAAAAAAACGUGUCCAAAAUGAUGAUUGGAAAAACAUUAAUAGAAAGCGCUUAGCAAAUGGUGGAAAAGAAUACUCCUCCAAAAAGGACCUUCUUGUACCAGAAAAAACUAUGGGUAGGACUUGUGCGGAUAAAAAUAAACGAUAG
Messenger RNA from Pieris macdunnoughi, 468 nucleotides. Lineage: Eukaryota; Metazoa; Arthropoda; Insecta; Lepidoptera; Pieridae. The record is from the annotation of a GenBank genome assembly.